AUGUAUGAUGAUGAUGAAGGAAACGAUAUUGGCUUCAUCGCCCGGGACACUGACAUACUGAUUGCUUCUGUAGACUUCGCGGCGGACACCGUCACUAGCCUUGCUGGGACUGACGAGUACUAUGCCCACCUCACCAAGGGGUACAACAGCGGCGAUCUGGUAUUUGUGGCCGAAGCCUAUGGCACCAGCAGCACAACUAAUGCUGGAGAGGUAUACGUCUCGGGGACGUACUUCAUCGUGCCGUCUGUUGACACGGUUUCGUACCCAGAUGUGCUGGCAACGGCAGCAAGUGCACCGAGCCAAUUCACCAGCACUGACAAUGUAGUAGACUAUUACCAACACCAGACAAGCAGUGUCAGUGAAGUGCACAUGAAGAUCACGAAUUACUACACUGGUUCCAACAGCGACAACUGGAAGGUGUUUGAUGGCUCCUAUACAAGUGCCGUACAAGUGCAGGAGCCAGACCUGCUCUGGGAAGGAGAAGGCCUGCAGUCGCGCGUGCAUUCGGUUACGCUCUACACCACAACCAGCGGCAAUGACUACACAGCCUACUUCCAGACAUCGGACUUGUCUUCCGGCAGUUGGUCGUCAGGUGAUAUCCAGAAUGCAACCGCCGAGUGGGUCCAGCAAAGUUCCUACUGGAAAUGGACGAUCCCCAUCAAGGCAGAGACGAUGAAGCUCGAAGUCCGUCUUCGCGGUUCUGGCCUGACCUUUGCAGACACCCCGGACGGCUCCCAGCAUGCCAGCCGCUCCCUCCAGCUCAGCGGCUUUGAGGUCAACCUGCGUAGCACUGUCACUACCACGGUCACUGCAACCAUGACAACAACACACACUGAAACCGUCACUUCGACUUCAACCUCCGCGACCACAUCCACGAUCACAGUUACCACAACCACUCUCACCUCUUUCCCAUCUGUCGGUUUCGACAGCCAUGCAGACCUAAAGUGCGCAAGCACAGGUGAGAGUUCCUCGGGCCUAACAGAUGCAACAGAGGAUCAAUGCAAGCUUGAAUGCUGGAGUUCUUCCACCUGUAUUGGCUUUAACUAUGCUGCUGCUGGUGGCGGGGCAGACAAUUGCAAGCUCCUGGCUUCUUUUACCAGCCUCGCUGCUGAGACAGGCACGACUUGCUAUCUGCGCAUGGCGACUGGUAUGUGCCCCUACCAAUUCCAGUACGCGUACUAUACAAACAGCGCCUAUUGCUGCAAGACCAACAAGGAGAAGGAUGACGGUUCUGGUGCAAGCUGUGACGGAAGCGCUAUGCAUGCUGGCAACACAGUCUCUAUGUGUUGUGAAGGGAACAAUUUCAUCGUGUGCCCGAAUCCUCCCUGCUCCUUGGAUGGGUUGGUUCUGCGAAAUGAGUGCCGACUAUCAGUCGUACACCUCGGCAACGAUGCACGGUGUCGCAACAUUUCAUUACGAAGAGAGCACGACGACCAUUACAUCCUCCUCUGUGACGUUAUCCACUACCUCAACCUCUACUGCCACAUCAUCCUCUACCACAUCAUCCACAUUCACAUCAUCCUCGACCACCUCAUCCUCGUUCACGUCAUCCUCUACCUCAACCACUACUGCCACAUCUUCGUCUACGUCAUCAUCCACUGCCACAUCUUCCUCUACCACAUCAUACACAAAUACUGUGACGAUGACUUCGACAACCAGUUCUUCAACGACCUUGACCGCCUCAAGUACAACAACAGAAACAUCAAGCACAACUGCAACGACUUCAAGCUCAACGACUUCAAGCGCAACGGCGACAACGUCAUCGACUUCAACCGAAACGACUUCAACCGCAACGACUUCAACCGUUAUUUGCAUUGGAGCUCAGUGUACUCUGCCUUGUUCUCGGAUGCGUAUGAGCAGAGCGAUGAAUUCUUCUGGUCGGUGGAGUUUGUGAGUAGUGGCACCGUCAGACUCAAAAAUGUGAAGGAAGGCACGUACCUGGCUUCCGACGGGUCCACUUUGUCGUUGGAGAGUACAAGCAGUGCGGCGGGCCUCUGGAAAUAUGCAACGGUCGAUGAGUCAGUUACACUUCAGCAUUCGUCAUCCAGCAAGUACCUUUGCACUGACGCCUUUCCUGGCCUCUCCGACAGUUGCCAGUCUAGAAGCUGGACGGUCACCUUCCUGGCCAACACUGUGUCUGCAUCCGUCUUCACAUCGGUCACUGUGACAACGACCUCACUGACCUCAACGACCAGGCGGGAUGAGAGGGAGCGACCUCCAUCCAUACCCUUUUGCGCCUUCCCGGCUCUUGUCCUCGGGACUUACAGUUGUCGCUUCACGCUCCCCCACGAAGACGACCUCUACAGUGACAGCUACAAUGACAACAUCGACAAGCUCUACCAAGACGACCACCGCCAGCACUUCCACAACAACGAGUGUCACCACAAUAACAUUGACCUCAAGGACAGCGACCUCAACCACUACCACGUCUUGCCAAGUCCUGGGAGCCUCAGCAAAGGUCACUACCUCCAGGAGUGCCACUCGGACACCGCCCUGAGCAAAGACGUGUGGCAGCACGUGGCCUUCGUCUAUGACAAAGACGCCAAAACACAGUCGAUCUACAUCGACGGAAAUUUGGACAAGACAUGUUCGGGCAUCGAGUCGCUGAAUACGGACGAGAGCAACCAGUUUUAUCUUGGCGGUGCUCUGCAACGGGGAGUUACAACAACAUGGACUGGCUCAAUUGCUGACGUGAACAUCUUCCUUCAGGUCUUAACAGCCGAGCAGCUCGGUGUUUCAAAGCUGACGGCCUGCUAUGCUCUGGCAGGUACUGAUUGCCGAACUCAUUUGCACUCAUGGCACACCAAGGGUGCCUGCUUGGUGGAUGCAGAUACCAGUGGACUCAAUCCGAAGACGUGCAGCACCUACUGUGCCGCCUAUGGGAUGCUGUGCCUGAAAGCAGCCCAAUCCAGUGGCUCCUGCGCCCUGCUCGUGGCUGGCUCCUUCAAAGUAUGCACAAAGCUUCCGAUUUUGCUUUUCAGGUGCGAAUGCUACCCUGCAAACUGGGCUCCGCAGCUUGUGAAUCCGACGAGUGAUUCUUCACAAAGGACUUAUUCAAGCUCAUUUGCGGACACGGCCAAAAUAGGAGCUCUUGACGACACAAGCAGUGACCAAAUGUGGAGAGCUGCCACUGACAGCGAUGAAAAUAUGAUUAUCGACAUCGGCUCCAACAAUUACUAUGUCUGUGGCGUUAUUACACAGGGAAGUGGCAGUGCAGACUACUGGGUCAAUACCUUCGAGGCUGCGCAUGCCCCGGACAACAGCAACUACGCCCCGAUCGCGGGCACUUUUUCCACUGCAGGUGACAAGACGACUCAGAAGCUGGCCCGAUUUCCUUUGCCGAUGCGGGCCCGCUAUGUUCGCAUCUGGCCGUCCACUGUCAAUGGCGCCCUCGCCAUGCGUGCAGGGCUGGUGACAUGUGGCCCGUUGAGAGCUGGGACUUCCGGGAACCAUGCCACCAACGCAGGCGUUACGUGUCAUGCGGAUGUUUCAAACUGCGGCACGCAGAUUACGGACGGCAGCAAAUGCACGGACAGUGCCACAUUCUCGGGUGCUGUGGCGACAGCAUCCACGGAGCUGUGCACUUCCAAAUACUGGGUGCAGCUUGAUCUAGGAGCCACGUUGUCGAACGACGCGCCGACGAAGUUGGUGAACAAGGUCGUGGUUUAUGGAUGCCAGAAUUUGAUGUAUUGUGGCCGGGCUCUGGAACUUUCCAGCGAUGGGACAACCUGGUCCACGGUCUAUGAGGCAAACACAGCUUACGAUGACGAUGAUCCGCCGAACGUGACUUACAGCGCUGUGGAGUCGGGUUCUGGAAGCGUGUUUCGCUUUGAUUUGCGUCCCAUUCGCUAUGUGAAAGUUUGGUCGAGCAUCAGCAGCAGCGCGCUUCAAGUGCACUUCGCAGAAAUCGAAGUUUAUGAGCAGGCCGCGGAGCUGAACUAUCAGUUUGACACAGAGAUGGCCAGCACGGCCGUGACCAUGGGCCAGCUGAGCAAUCUGGGCAUGCUGUCCGACUACACAUUCAUGGCUUACUGGAAGGCGAGUUCCCUCACGACCAAUGAACUCUACCCGAUCUUCGGACAGACCCAAACCAGCGGCCUGAACUUUUUCGUGAAGCAGACGGCGACCAACACCGUCCAACUUGAGCACAAACUGGAUGGCUCCGAUGGAUGCAGCACAAGUGCGACGUCGGUUUCGGCCAAUUGGAACCAUGUUGUUCUGUCCUUCACGGCCAGCACAAAGGCAUCAACCUUUUACCUCAACGGUGCCGCGGUGUCGCCAACCUGUGCAGCACAGAUCAGCGCCACAGAUGGAAGUGUUGAGUAUGGAGGUGGUCUUCAACAGGGCACAUGGAGUGGGAGCCUUCAGCAAGCCAAGGUGUAUACACGAACUGUCCUGUCUGAGGAUCUGACCAAUUUCAGCAACUGGUGCUCCACGUACACCUGCGGGCCAGGAUAUCGCCGUGAUUCGAGCAAAUCAGGCACCUGCAGCACUGCCAGCUGCACGGAUGCGGAAUGCUGCGAGGAGUGGCCAACAUGUGCCACAACGGAUUGCACGCAAGACUCAAAGUACACCUCCAGAAGGCGCAACUAUUGCUUUCGGUCGUGCACGGAGACGUUGUGCUGCACAUGGCGUGUUCUCGGUUCCUUCACGCUCACCGGGACUUCAACCCCAACGGUGACAACUCACAGUACAGCCUCCUGGGUUGAUGCCGGUUCCACUUGCAAGGAUCAGUUCGACGACGCGCUCCCUGUUACCACAAGCGGAACGGUUGACCGCACAACUGCAGGCACAUAUACUAUCACAUACCAGUGCACGGAAAACAAUGGCAACACGGUGUUGGACACAAAGACGCGGACUGUCACGGUCGUGGAGAGCAUGUACAUCAACCCAGCCUUGUACUGGGUGGUGCAGCGCGAGGCCGGAUCUUGGACGGACACGGUCUCCAAGUGCUGGGACACGGCCGACACAUUCGACGCGGAUGUGGCUGACAUGCAUCAGUCGGAGACGUGGGAUGCGAGCGCCCGGCUCUACAAUGGGGCAUCCGGCGGAGUGACCGAGGAAAACCGCACUAUUACUUACACCUGCUCUUUGACCAGCGAGAAGAUAGAAAGGACUUUGAUGAUUCGGGAUGCCAUCCGCAGCCUGGUCUGUAUGGUCCAGAUCCCCAUGUGGUUCGCAGUGGGCGACUGCGGUGGAACGCUGGCUACGGGGAAGGAAGGUUCCACAUUCUUGGGGCCUUUCUUUCAUUCAUGCGAAAUCGGAGAGACGGCCUUAGGUGAGAUCUGCGACACGACGGAUACGAAUCCUGGAGCCAGCAAUGACAAAGGAGAGGGCACUUAUUUGCAGCUGGAUCUGGGUUCAGCACUCAAAGUGGCAGGAGUGAAGACCAAGGGCCACUCGACCGAGGAAGCAUGGCUGAAGACCUACACCGUCGCCUACUCCACCGAUGGCUCGAGCUGGAAUGACGUCUCCGGCACAUUCACGGCCAACACCGACCAGAACACGGAGGUUGAGGCCAUGCUGCCGUCCAUAGUGGAAGCACAGUGGUGGCGCAUCAUCGCGAAGACUUUUCACAAUGUGGUGGCAGCUCGAGCUGCGAUCAUGGUCUGCAGCUCAACCAGUACGAGCACCGACGCGGACUGCCUGUGUGGCUAUGUUGCCGCACCAGCUGAAGAGGCAUGCCGAACCGAUGUGACCGUGGACUGCAUCGACGCUACAGGGACCGCGCAGACACCAUCCCUGAGCCCUUCAAUCAUCAAGGCACUUGAUUCAUCGGAGACUGUCGUGACCUACUCGUGCACCGGAGCUCCUGACUACACGCGGACCGUGAAGAUCCGGGAUUCGAUAUCUUUGGUCGGCAGCUCCUCUGUCUUGGUUCCGGGUGGUGUGUCAGGACAAUGGAACGUUGCCUCGAGCGGCACAUCUUACGAGACUGGCAGCACAUGCAUCACUCACGAGGGCGAGGAGCUUACGCCAAGUGUGGACUUGGACUAUCUUCCAUUCACCACGGAGUGCCCAAGCUGCGAUGGAGGGACCAUCGGUUUGUUCUUUUCAUAA
This is a messenger RNA of Symbiodinium sp. CCMP2456, 6060 nucleotides long. The record is from the annotation of a GenBank genome assembly. NCBI's taxonomy places the organism in Eukaryota, Dinophyceae, Suessiales, Symbiodiniaceae.